GUCACUCCAGGACUGCCUCGGUCACUACCCGUCCCGCCUGCAUACCAUCACCACCUGCCUGGAAGGGCCCGCUACCGGCAGCUGUUCUAAACGGGCCUAUCACCAACGGCCUCCAGAACGCCCCCUCCGCUUCUGCAGAGCUGCCGGCACCCGAGCAGCUAGUUCCCACGUUCCCUACGGCCAUGGAGGACUCCACCAAGACGCUCACGGACGAAGCAGAGGUCCCACCAACGCUUCCCCCUAGAAUCAGAGAAAGUCUAGGCCAGCCCAAAGCCACAGAAUGGGCCUUACCCGAGACCCAGGGAGAGGAGAGAGAGGGGAAGAGGACCGAGAGUAUGAGUGGUAGAAACUUAGUGCCUCUGAGAGAGUGUGUGGUAGCGGUACCAACAUCAAAAGAAGCAGCAUCCUCCGCCUCCACAGUGCCCCCUGUUGACAACAGCCAGGCUGUGGCAUUGCGACGCCCGGUCUCCCAGAACCAACUGCGUGUCAGUGAGGAGCUGUCUCUGCUGGGCUCUCACUGGGACAGUGUCCAGGGCAUGGUCCAGUCUGCCUGCAGCACUGCUGCCAGCCACUCUGGCCUCUCAGCCAACCUCUCGUCAGGCUUCUGUCGUGCCCUUCAGCCCACGGCCUACCAGAGCCGACGCCUGGCUGGCAAGCUACUGCGCACCCAGGGCAUGGCCGUGCCUAACGGGGGUUGGCAGUACGGCCGAAGGGAGAGGGAAGAGAGGGUUCGCUCCUCGGCUCCAGCCCCAGUCAGCUCCAGCCCUGUCAAGUCAGGGUCCAGCUGGCUCUCUGCAGUCAGAAGCAGCUCGGGCUACGCUGCCAUCAUGGGCCCAACCACCACCAGCUCACCCCCAACCUUUUCAACCUGCCAACUCCUCCCAGCCUCCCCCCAGCCCCACCCGGCCUACCUGGAUGAUGAUGGUCUGCCGGUGCCUGUGGACGCCGUGCAGCAGCGCCUCAGGCAGAUGGAGGCGGGGUAUAAACAGGAAGUGGAGGUGCUGAGAAGCCAGGUGCGACAGCUGCAGAUGAGGCUGGAGAGGAAACAGUACAGCACACCGCCCUCCGAGCCUGACGUCGACUACGAAGACGACAUUACUUGUCUGCGUGAGUCAGACGACAGUGAUGAGGAGGACAGUCUGUCAGACCACAGCGAGGACCGUUUCUCAGAGGGCAGCUGGGACAGAGUGGAGCAGAAGGACACAGAGGUCACGAGGUGGGUGCCUGAUCACAUGGCCUCUCAUUGUUUCAACUGUGACUGUGAAUUCUGGAUGGCCAAGAGACGUCAUCACUGCAGGAACUGUGGCAAUGUGUUCUGUAAAGACUGCUGCCACCUGAAGCUGCCCAUCCCAGACCAGCAGCUGUAUGACCCUGUGUUGGUGUGUAACGUCUGCUGUGACCUGCUGCUGGAGGCUAGGAACAGAGAGAUCCGCAGCCAGCAGCUCAAGAAGCCCAUCGCCACAGCCUCCAGCUGAGAGACCAGAGAGAGAGAGAGAGAGAGAGCCCUUUACUGAAUGGCUCAGUCUGGCCUGGCUCGGCUCGGUUCAGUUAGGACCUGGAUCAGCACCAUCUUGGGUCAGCUUUGGACAGAUAUGAGCCAAGUGCCCCAUUCCCACUAACAUGGUCUGGUCUUGGCUGUGGGGGGGGUGGGUGUGGGGGGUGAUGAGAAGGACUUGUUGCUCUGUGGGAGGGAGGCAAAGCUUGAGAAUGGAGAGAGGCCAUUGACUGCUGGGGAUGAGAGACACUGACUGGAGUAGAAGAGGGGAUGGUAGUGAAUGAAAUGUAGGAGGAAGAGGAGCAGAUGUUCUCCCACUGAGUUUAACCCCUUUUGGUCAAACACAUACAGCUUGGAAGGAAGGCUUCAGUGCCCUGUCCUCACCUGCCCUGUUCUGUUCUGUCCUGCCCUGCCCUGUCCUCACCUGCCCUGUCCUGCCCUGUCCUCACCUGCCCUGUUCUGUCCUGCCCUGUCCUCACCUGCCC
Molecule: messenger RNA, 1980 nt
Organism: Oncorhynchus tshawytscha (Chinook salmon)
Lineage: Eukaryota; Metazoa; Chordata; Actinopteri; Salmoniformes; Salmonidae
Product: myotubularin-related protein 4-like
Exons: 4
Coding region: 183-1475 (430 amino acids)
Molecular function (GO): metal ion binding
Source: RefSeq, a predicted model, not a curated record